Cololabis saira (Pacific saury) is the source of this 939-nucleotide messenger RNA. It is a transcript of the gene fbxo36b, whose product is annotated as F-box protein 36b. The record is from RefSeq and is a predicted model, not a curated record. The transcript is spliced from 4 exons. Gene Ontology annotation, cellular component: SCF ubiquitin ligase complex. Lineage: Eukaryota; Metazoa; Chordata; Actinopteri; Beloniformes; Belonidae. Gene Ontology annotation, biological process: SCF-dependent proteasomal ubiquitin-dependent protein catabolic process. Bases 1 to 831 code for a protein of 276 amino acids. Gene Ontology annotation, molecular function: protein binding.
AUGGCGCGCCUACUAUCAGACCCGUGGUUUGAAAUCGCCGGACAGGCUCCUGCACCCAACAAGAACUACUAUCACUUUACUGUCACUAAGUCAGAAGUUAGAUGGAGAUGGUGGAAGAUUUCUCCAAGAGUUGUGGACAGGUUGACCAAGCCGGGAGAGCAGAAGGAGUCCCACUGUGACUUCUUGGAUGACACCUUGUUACAGUGUGAAGUCAGUAUGGUAUUUGGCCAAAAUAUCUUGAAGUACACCAAAGCUCUGUGCAAAGGCCAGUAUGAUUAUCUUGAGCGCCUGCCCGACUCCUUACUUCUACGGAUAAUAAACUAUCUGGAGCUUGAGGAUGUGGGUCAGCUUGAACGAACGUCACACAGGUUCAGGAAGCUUUGUGGGUCAGAAGAGUUUUGGGAGCAGGCGGUGCGCCAGAGCUUUAACACAGUUUCACCCGAGGUGUCAUCUUUGGCGUUUGACGUGGGCUGGCGCAGCAUUUUCUACAGCAACAAGCUUCAUCUGCAGAAGCUGCUCAGUCGCAGGAGGCUGAAGGCUGAGGAGCAGCAGGAAAGGCAGGUCUCUGACCCCGACACCAAGGCAGAAGAGAAUCUGCAAAUGAAAGCAGAAAUCAACCUUGUGCUGGCUUCUGAAGAGGAAUCUCUUUCUGGCACGUUCUGGCACCUACGCACGGGCAUUGGUUCUGCCGAUGGUUUUGAUCCUAACCCUGAUCCGGAUGCUGUCUACGAGUCCAUCGAGGUUGGGCCUGGGCCGUUCACGGCCCAGAGCGGCACACAGAGCAGCGCUAUGGGAGACUUCAAUACGGAGUCAGUUAAGACCAUGAGCUAAGCCUUUUAAUAAAUGAUGCUUCUCUAGUCUUCAAUUUCAUUCUGAUGGUUGGAUUUUUACGAUUUAAUGCACACAUUUUUGUUUUCCUGUUCUAAAAUUGGUUUUGUA